GGGUCCGGGUUGGAGCGAGCGUGGCGCCGCGGGCAGGUCUCGGCACGCUGCUCUUGGAGGCCGAGUGAAGAAGGCGCACCGAGCGCGCGGUGGAGCCCGCGAUCCGAGGUCGGUGCGGGGCUGGGCCUCUGGGACCCCGGAUCUGCCCGUCGGCCCGGGGAGCAGGUUGCGCGCCGCGCUUUUGUGCUUCCGUUCGCUGCUGUUCCGGCGCUGCGAGCUGCGGCCCCCACUCAGACUGGUGAUGAAGAUGGAUAAGCACAUGUUUGUCAAGUAGACAGGAGGGGUCAGUGGCAUCUGGGCCCAGGCAGCUCUGAGGAGGGACCAGACAUCCCCACCACCCAGGUUGAUACAGAGCCUCUGUUUGAGUUUCCUGAGACGUACAGCAAAUUCCUGUUGGCUGCCCUGUUUGGCUUUAGAUGUGUCAAAAGUGGAUGCAAAGCUCAUCUACAAUGAAGGCGAAUCUGAAUGUUUGAAAGGCUCCUGAAGAGAAACCACUGCAUAUACAUGUUUCAUGAAGGAGGCUCAUCCAGAGCAUAAGGCUGGUGUGCAGGUACACAGCGGAGACGCGGACACCACCGCACCUGGCCAGAAGCCUGGCUUCCUCGAGGAAAGUGUCUGGCUGUCAGCACCCCUGGGCAGGGAUAUGGCCUCAAGCUGGCUAGGGGCCAGGCGGCAGUGCCUCCGUUUGCUGAAGACGAGGGGCUUCUUGCUGCUGAAGCUCUCGGCCGCCGUCUUGGCCGUGCUUCUCUUCUGUGAAUUUCUGAUCUACUACCUUGUUAUCUUCCGGUGUAGCUGGCCCGAGCUGAAAACCCCUGAAGAUGCCGGCACCCCUGGGGCCCCCAAGGCCCCUGAACCUGUGCUCAGGGCCAUGUUCUUGGCUGACACCCACCUGCUCGGGGCCAUAAGAGGCCACUGGCUGGACAAAUUACGGAGGGAGUGGCAGAUGGAGCGAGCCUUCCAGACAGCGCUGUGGCUGCUGCAGCCGGAAGUUGUCUUCAUCCUGGGGGACAUCUUCGACGAGGGGAAGUGGAGCUCCCCCGAGGCCUGGGCGGACGAUGUGGGGCGCUUCUGGAAGGUGUUCCGACACCCGCCCCACGUGCAGCUGCGGGCCGUGGCUGGCAACCAUGACAUCGGCUUCCACUACCAGAUGGACACAUACAGAAUAAAACGAUUUGAGAAAGUUUUCAACCCUGAAAGGCUGUUUUCUUGGAAAGGAAUUAAUUUCGUGAUGAUCAACAGUGUCGCGCUGGAAGGGGAUGGCUGUGACAUCUGCUCCAGGGCAGAGGCUGAGCUCCUGGAAAUCUCUCACUGGCUGAACUGCUCUCGGGAGGAGCAUCGCCCCCACGGGUGUGGAGACAAGCAGUGGCUGCCGGCCUCGGCCCCCAUCCUGCUACAGCACUUCCCCCUUUACCGGAAAAAUGAUGCCAACUGCUCCGGGGAGGAUGCAGCACCCCCCGACGAGAAGUACACCCCCUUCAAGGAGCGCUAUGAUGUGCUGUCCUGGGAGGUCUCGCGGAAGCUGCUGUGGUGGCUGCGGCCGCGCCUGAUCCUCAGCGGCCACACGCACAGCGCCUGUGAGGUCCAACACAGGGCAGGCGUCCUGGAGGUCAGUGUGCCAUCUUUCAGUUGGAGGAACAGAAACAACCCUAGUUUCAUCAUGGGCAGCAUCACGCCCAUGGACUACGCCCUUGCCAAGUGCUACCUGCCGUGUGAGGACAUGGUUCUGACCACUUACUGUGUGGCAGCCGGGUGCCUCAUGCUCAUCAUGUUAAUCCCCACUAGGCUUGUGUCUGCACCUUUUCAUUUUGGUCAGAGGGUGCUCAGAAAAUUUAAGACCAUGUGAGUAGCAGCAGACUUUUGCUCUCAGCAGUAGUAAGUCCCAAAGCCAAAGAAAAUAAACUUUGGGAGGUGCUCAUGGACGGUGGACUACAGUGGGCCGUGAGCACCACUCCUGGGUUCCGGAUCACUUGUAUCAGGCCCUGCAGGAUCAGUGUUGUUCCCAAGCUGCAAAAAUGGGACCUGUCUCUACACCAGGUCUGUCUGCUUGUUUAUCAAGUAUGUGUGUUAUCAGAGACUCUGUACAGUAUGCAGAAGCUGCGUGUGAUCACUGGCAUGCACUGGACAGCCUCUCUUCCCCAGGACUCUUCCCCAGGAUGGAGGGCCAGCUGUAUACAUAUGUGGGGUCUGUGUCUGUUCUCCUCUGAAUGUUCUCAAGUUUCUGUUUUAUAAAGUCGUGUGCUUAAAAUAAAAUACAGAUGCUACAAGCAAGAAUAUAUUGUUCUCACAGACUUCUUUAUUUCUGUGCUAAAUUAAUGGAAUCAGAUUUUUAGAUGAGUGUAAUUUCCUC
Budorcas taxicolor (takin) is the source of this 2347-nucleotide messenger RNA. RefSeq names its product metallophosphoesterase 1 (gene MPPE1). The transcript is spliced from 13 exons. The record is from RefSeq and is a predicted model, not a curated record. Gene Ontology annotation, cellular component: endoplasmic reticulum-Golgi intermediate compartment. The coding region runs from base 512 to 1843 and encodes 443 amino acids. NCBI's taxonomy places the organism in Eukaryota, Metazoa, Chordata, Mammalia, Artiodactyla, Bovidae. Gene Ontology annotation, biological process: GPI anchor biosynthetic process; endoplasmic reticulum to Golgi vesicle-mediated transport. Gene Ontology annotation, molecular function: phosphoric diester hydrolase activity.